Molecule: messenger RNA, 318 nt
Organism: Striga asiatica
Lineage: Eukaryota; Viridiplantae; Streptophyta; Magnoliopsida; Lamiales; Orobanchaceae
Source: the annotation of a GenBank genome assembly
AUGGAGAAGGACGAGGGACGGGGCUUGCUGUUCGACUUCACCGGCGUGGUGCUGUUCGGCUGCUGUUGCCCGGAGCUCGCUGACCUCAGGUGGCUCGCGAUAGACGGCGGUGAGAGGCUGCUAUGGGUGCUCGAUUCGCGAACAAAGGCUAAUGAGGAGGAGGAGAAGGAUCUAUCUGAGUUGGAAGAUGAUGGAGGUGAGGUAAAAUCGGAUGAGGCUGGAGAAAAGGAGGCUGAUGAACCAGAGGAAUAUGAAAAUGCUGAGGGAAAAAAUGAAGUGAAAGAGGAAACAGAGGGAAAUAAAAGAGGAGGCAGAUGA